Pelodiscus sinensis (Chinese soft-shelled turtle) is the source of this 1697-nucleotide messenger RNA. The record is from RefSeq and is a predicted model, not a curated record. NCBI's taxonomy places the organism in Eukaryota, Metazoa, Chordata, Testudines, Trionychidae.
GAGCUGGGGGGUGCGAGUGCCUCGGCGGACGGGCCAGAGUUCAAAUGACCCGGACAAACGGGCUGGUCUGAGCUGAGCGGGGUGAACUUGAAUAAGGAUCAAUGCAAAUUACUGCACUCGCAAGGAACAGCCCGCUUCAGCGGGAAGCCGCUGUCUAGCAAGGAGCACGGCGGAGAGGGACCCAGGGAUACAAGCUAAAUACGGCAACGGGUCACUCUGAAAAGCAGACCUGAUUCUGGGCUGCACUGGCAGGAGUGUGAACAAGCUGCCCGGAUGAAGAAGCUGCAGGAGCAGGAGAAGCGGCAGAAGGUGGAGUUCAGAAGGAGGAUGGAGAAGGAGGUGUCUGAUUUCAUCCAGGAUAGCACGCAGACCAAAAAGAAAUUCCAGCCUAUGAACAAGAUUGAACGCAGCAUCCUGCAUGAUGUGGUGGAAGUCGCUGGGCUGACAUCCUUCUCCUUUGGAGAUGACGAAGAGAGUCGUUACGUCAUGAUCUUUAAAAAAGAAUUUGCCCCAUCGGACGAGGAGCUGGAGGCCUAUCGCUGUGGGGAGGAGUGGGACCCCCAACGGGCUGAGGAGAAACGCCGCCUCAAGGAGCUGGCUCAGCGGGAGGCAGAGCAGGAGGCACUGAGGGGUCCAGCUGUGGUCAGCCCAAACACCGACUACAAGGACAAAUACAGUCACCUCAUCGGCAAGGUGGCUGCCAAGGACGCUGCACACACUAUGGAGGCCAACAAGGCCUACGGCUGUGUUCCCGUGGCCAACAAGCGGGACACGCGCUCCAUCGAGGAGGCCAUGAACGAGAUCCGAGCUAAGAAGCGGCUGCGGCAGAAUGAAGACACAGAGCCAGGCGGAGCUGGGACCUCCUAGUGUGUGUGUGGGGGAUGGGGGUCCUGCUCAGAGCCAAGGGUGGGAGGGAUCCCUGGGACUGACUUCACACCUGCUGCUGUGUGUAAACCUUAUUUGGGGCAUCCCAGACGGCGAGGGGGGAUUGCGCUCCCCCUCUCCCAUAUAACCAGGUACCCCACCCAGUAUUUACCUCGUAGCCUCUUAAUGGUUUUAGGUUUUCAAGGGGGGAAUAUUUUAAAAGAUUUGUUUGGCAUUGUUUCUAUCUGUAGUGGGAGGAGGGAAGUCCCCAAGCAUGGGGAGGGGAAGAGUCUCUCUUUGGGGUGUGGGAGAGUAGAGAACUGGGUACAGUGUCCCUUUCCUCCACUGGAGAGCGCCUGGGCCCCAUGGCAAGCUGCAGUAUCCUACUUCUACCACCAGAGAGCAGUGCUUCCCCAGCCCUGCCAGAAGGUCCCAGCUGUGGAGCUAUUGGAGCCCUGUCCUGCCCUGUGGCUCCUGGGAGGGGAGCCCAUAACCUGCAUGGUGGGGGAGCAGAGGAAAUCUGUGGGGGGAAGGGAGGGGCCCUAGUGCCACAGUGUGGGGGGGGCUGGGAUUUUAACAUGUUCUCCCUACUGGGAGCUCUGGGCCCCUCAGUGAAUUAGUGAUGGGCGGGGGCUGUUUGUUAUUUAAGUGUAAAUAGAAUCAAUCCCCCCACACACACUCUAGGGUGCAAUGAGGGGCAGACAGAGCCCAGGAAGUCACCUCCCCCUCCCAGCAGCAGCAGCUCCCUGGCGUGUGUAUGGAUAUGUGCGGUGAUGGGGGCCGUAAGGGGAGCUGUCCUGGCCCAAUAAACUGUCUCUGUUGAAUCCAAGUCA